AUGCCGCCAAGAAUGUUGAAGAGAGGGCGGCCUAAAGGUGCUGGUUUGACUGUCAUUGGUCUUCCCAAAAAGAGAAAGGUUACAGGUGCAAUACCAUUCAUUAAAAAGUCACCUACCGAAAAAGAAAGAGGUAAAUUGAAGGUUUUAAUGUAUAAUUAUACUAUAAUCUUAAUGCUUAAGCUUAAAGAAGUGGUCCAGUCUAUUUGUUCGCGAAAGCUUUGUUUACAUUUUUUCUAUCAAAAUAAUGGACUUUAUUAAACCUAUAUGGAAAAUCUAUAGCCAAAUACAGCCAACCAGAUGACCACUUGUCAAUGCAAUUCUCAUACAUUUCAAGAUGCUAAUUAUAGUUCUUAUCAAUCUUUUAGUGUUGUUGAACUGCUUUCUUGAAAGGAAAGAAGUAGAAUCUGCUCUCCGUGGAGCAUUAGCAGAAGAAGAGAUGGUUGAAGUUCGCCCAGUAUUGGAUUUGUCGAACCUGCCAUUCGGAGAACACUGGACAUAA
Molecule: messenger RNA, 499 nt
Organism: Paramuricea clavata
Lineage: Eukaryota; Metazoa; Cnidaria; Anthozoa; Malacalcyonacea; Plexauridae
Source: the annotation of a GenBank genome assembly